AUGGAGAAGCUUGCAAGCGUGAAGCUCGACAUCAUCGAGGAGGAAUACAGGAGGAGCUGGGCUCUCGUUGUGGUCAGCAACACUUUCACAUCCUUGGCGGUUAGUUUCAGAAGUCAGUACAUGCUGCCUCUGGUGGACAUGUUCAAUCACCAGUCUGAUACAGUCGACAUGGUCAAGCAGCAGCUUCGGGAAAAAGUCAAGAUGGAGGUGGACGGGCCUGCGACUUUGAUGAAGGUGGAGGGAGGGAGGACGGGAUGGUUUGCGACGAGGCAUGUCAGAGCGGGAGCGCAAGUGAGCUGGAGCUACGGAGACAUAUCGUCGGAGGAGCUGCUUCUCGAUUAUGGUUUCGUUCCAGACAAGAAUCUCCAUGGACAUUCCAAGUUCACUCUUGUUGUGUCUUCGCAGUCUCUUGUCGACAAGGCGAACGAGAUGUCAAGGGGUGGAAGUUUGUCAGCUGAAUCAGCCAAUGUCAAGUUUGAGGUUCUCGCCACCUCCUACUCCCAUGUUCAGAUCUCGCAUCUUUUUUUUCUCAAUGCAGUUUUUCGCUAUCAGGAGUACAAAAGGAUAUAG
Molecule: messenger RNA, 570 nt
Organism: Guillardia theta CCMP2712
Lineage: Eukaryota; Cryptophyceae; Pyrenomonadales; Geminigeraceae
Exons: 6
Coding region: 1-570 (189 amino acids)
Biological process (GO): peptidyl-lysine monomethylation
Molecular function (GO): protein-lysine N-methyltransferase activity
Source: RefSeq, a predicted model, not a curated record